AUGUCGAAACGGAAGACUGCAGAGGAUACCCGACCAAGCAAACGCCAAAAGCUUGAUAGCCACCCCCAAUUCCAACUCAUCACAGCCUCCCUCGUCCUCUCCGUCCCACCAUUAUUUGCCAGCAAUCCCCGAGAUGGAGCGCAACAAAUGUUGGAUUCAAUGGUUAUGAGGUACAUCCCGGCGCUCAAAGGAGUCGUCCUGGCACACUCAAAUCUGAGCUUUCUCAAGCCAACAGCAGCGAUAACUGCUGACUGCCCUUUUCUUAUCUGCCAUGUCCAGUUCGACGCAACCGUAUGGAGUCCUAAUCUUCACAUGAAACUCACCGGGAAAAUCAGUCUCUGCUCUCCUGAUCACAUCUCUCUUCUCGUUCACCGCACUUUCAACGUCUCAAUUCCACGGAAACACAUACCUGAAGAGUGGGUAUAUGAGCCAGCGGAUGAAACCGAGCCAGACAAUGGGCGAUGGGUGCAUCAGAAAACCCAAAAGCCUUUAGGUGGCGAAGACGGAUACGUUGAAUUUACCGUCAUUGGACUAACUGUCGCGAAUGAAAUGUUGUCGUUGGAGGGGGCAUUGGAUGUACCAUAG
Messenger RNA from Mycena indigotica, 585 nucleotides. RefSeq names its product BTB domain-containing protein. Gene Ontology annotation, biological process: DNA-templated transcription initiation. Bases 1 to 585 code for a protein of 194 amino acids. The record is from RefSeq and is a predicted model, not a curated record. Gene Ontology annotation, cellular component: RNA polymerase I complex. The transcript is spliced from 3 exons. Lineage: Eukaryota; Fungi; Basidiomycota; Agaricomycetes; Agaricales; Mycenaceae.